UCCGAGAAAGCUACUGUAUUUACAGUUAAAAUUUGAGGAAAUCAGUGCAAAACAGUGUUACGUACUUACGUGCUACUCUUAAAGCUAGACGGAUCGCAUUGCGCUCUAACAAAUAAGACCAUUGUGCAAGGCAAGGCAUUUCGCAAUUUAAAUGUUGUCGGGCUUUUACUGUACCGCCUCGUUUUGAUCCCCACCAAACGAGAAGUGCUGCAAUUUUCAAAGUUGCCUGGAAAUGGGAUACUUUGCUGUCGGUCUACUAACAUGUUCAGUGCUAAUCGGUUGCAAUGGCCAAUUCACUCUUUCGCACUUUGAUAACACUCCGGUCAGCAGUCAAGAAUGCAAUCGGCGUCCGAAGAACAGCUGCUGGAUGAGCAUUGAUCACUGCCUGGAUGCCAGUUAUUUGCAAGUGUUGAAAGCAAAAUCAUUGAGUACAAUAACAGUUUUGGAAUGCCAUCCAGAGGCAAGCGAUCAGGAUUUUUUGGAUACCGCCAUGAGCAUCUCAACAACCAAUCCGAAUCGAGCUGUAAAAGCAUUUGUCAGUGACAAAGACAAAUACCAACUCACGCAAGAGAUCGUCAGCCCAAUCAAAACGCAGAUCAUAGAAUUAUAUUUCUAUCGCUGUGCUGACCGGUCAGGCACUUUUAAAGUUGGACAACUGGAGCUGCCGAAUUUAUUACUCCUGCAGUUUUACAACUGCGACGAGAUGGCCAUUGGCAAACGUGACUUUACUCAUUUUGGACAGAUUCGACGUAUUAGUUUUCUGUAUUCAACUAUAGAAUCCAUUGAACCGGGAACAUUCACCAAUCUUCCGCAAAUAAAGUCCUUGCAACUAGACGCCGGAUACAACGGUUUCAACGGGAACGUUGGCGCUCGCAAGAUUCAUUGUGAUUGCGAUUACACAUGGUUGCGAAAAUGGUUUGAUGUCAAUCCGCAUCUGCUGGAUGAUCGCGAGGAAGGCGAGCUGUACAUCGUCGGCAACAGGCUAAGUACACCGGUUCACAACGACUUUAUCGCUGUGGAUUGUGGCUAUCAGAAUCUGACCUACACAAAAAAAGACAAGAAAAGUCCCAGCAGCUUUAAAUUUUCGUUCGAUACUUCGUGUUAAAUUUCAUUGAAGUACGCCAUUUGAUAAUCGUUUUAGGAGAUAUCGAUCAAGAGGUUUUGCUACACUGUUUUUGCAUCUGUUGGAAGUUUUCUAUAUAUGGGCACUUUGUUGUUUUAAUGACAGUUUGUGUAACUCUUGCUUCUUGAAUGUGCAUUAUGAAUUAAUGAACAAAAAAAAUUCACAAAC
This is a messenger RNA of Paramacrobiotus metropolitanus, 1291 nucleotides long. RefSeq lists its product as uncharacterized. The transcript has 3 exons. The record is from RefSeq and is a predicted model, not a curated record. Lineage: Eukaryota; Metazoa; Tardigrada; Eutardigrada; Parachela; Macrobiotidae. Bases 233 to 1105 code for a protein of 290 amino acids.